CGAGAUUAGAGAGCAUGAAUCAAGGAGAAAGUCGGUUUCAGCUCAGCAAGACAGACAGACAAAAUACUUCAAUGGGGUCCCAUUUCAACUUCCUCUUUCUACGUGAUUUCCUCUCUCUCUCUCUCUCACUCGCUUUAAAUCCUGUUCUUCCCACUUUUCCUGUAUAAAGUCGUAGCAUCUCGAGAUCGUCUUCCUCUCACAAUCUCAAUCUCUCUCUCUCUCUCUCCCGAAGCUCCUCACUCACUCUUCUCUGAGUAAGGAAAAAAAAGAAGAGCAAAAUGGCAGUGCCUAAAGCCGUUGUUCUACCUCUCUUGCUAAUCAUCUGCGGUGCUGCUCUUGGAGCUCCAUCUUACGAAGGGUACCUUCGUAAUGGAAACUUCGAGGUGUCCCCAAAGAAAACCGACAUGAACAAAACAGUUCUAAUCGGCAAAACCGCCUUGCCCGAAUGGGAAACCACCGGUUUCGUCGAGUACAUCGCCGGCGGUCCUCAACCGGGAGGCAUGUAUUUUCCGGUGGCUCAUGGGGUCCACGCCGUGAGGCUCGGAAACGAAGCCACGAUCUCUCAGAGGUUGAAAGUCAAGCCAGGCUCUCUCUACGCACUCACGUUCGGUGCGUCCAGAACCUGCGCACAGGAAGAGGUUCUCCGAGUCUCUGUGCCUCCUCAGUCCGGUGACUUGCCGCUUCAGACACUUUACAACAGCUUCGGAGGUGACGUGUAUGCUUGGGCUUUCGUUCCCAAGACUUCUGAAGUCACUGUGACUUUCCAUAACCCAGGGGUUCAAGAAGAUCCUGCUUGUGGUCCGUUGUUGGACGCUGUCGCCAUCAAAGAGCUGCUUCCUCCAGUGUACUCCAAAGGGAACUUGGUGAAGAACGGAGGGUUCGAAGAAGGUCCUCACCGUCUAGUGAAUUCGACACAAGGAGUGCUUCUCCCACCUAAGCAAGAAGAUCUCACAUCGCCUUUACCAGGAUGGAUCAUAGAGUCACUCAAGGCAGCGAAAUUCAUAGACUCCAAGUACUUCAAUGUCCCCUCUGGAAAAGCCGCGAUCGAGCUCGUUGCAGGCAAAGAAAGUGCCAUUGCACAGGUCAUUAGAACUACUCCAGGUCAAACCUACAGCCUCUCCUUUGUCGUUGGAGAUGCUAAAAACGACUGCCAUGGAUCCAUGAUGGUUGAAGCUUUUGCAGCCGGAGAUACGCUGAAAGUGCCACACAGUUCCGUUGGCGGUGGACACUUUAAGACCGCGAGCUUCAAGUUCAAGGCGGUCGAGGCAAGAACUAGAAUUACUUUCUUCAGUGGCUUUUACCAUACCAAGAAAGCUGAUAUCGGAUCUCUCUGUGGGCCUAUCAUUGAUGAGGUUGUGGUUACUCAUGUUCGUUAGAUCGAUUUUUAAGCGUUAUGACCACUGAAUCUUGUCUUGUUACACUCUCGGCGUUAGACUGCUCCUGGACUUGGUUCUUUGCUUCCUAUGUCUUGCUCCUUUUGGACUUAAAAGUUCAUUAGUGAUAUAAUAUAUAUUGUGGUAUGAGAAGUUUUAUGUUAAAUGAAGAGUAGUAAUAAACCAAGAAUUUAAAAGCUGGAGCAAAAUUUGAAAUCGUCCCCAUGAAAGUGUAAAGAUUGAAGUAGUUG
This is a messenger RNA of Thlaspi arvense, 1624 nucleotides long. NCBI's taxonomy places the organism in Eukaryota, Viridiplantae, Streptophyta, Magnoliopsida, Brassicales, Brassicaceae. The record is from the annotation of a GenBank genome assembly.